ACACGGCUAAACUUGAACUUGUCCAAAUCUCAUUCAUCAGAUUUCAUUUCAACGCUUCAAUUGGCGUCCUGUCAUUUUUAUUCCUGUUCUAAUACAAAAUAAUGGCCUCGCUGGUCCGAGGUAACCAGCAGAUUGGGCAGUUAUGAAGCGCGAUAUCAUAAACUCAGUAUUGCCGGGCCGCGUAAUACAGAUGCUAUUACUCUUGGCCCUGCAUCAGCUUCUCAUCUCACCCGUCAUCGCCUACACGGCCUUAUCCGACCAUUUCUUGAAGCUAGUCCCCUCGGGAGGUCCCGACUUUGAUAUCGACAAUGGCAAACUAUUAGCGCCUAUAUUGAUUCCGCGCGUCUCCGGCACUCCCGGUGCGGCAACCGUUCAACAGCAUUUCGUGAAUUUCUUUACCAAAGAAUUGCCGGAAUGGAAAAUGGAAUGGUACAACUCAACUUCGACGACACCUGUGUCCGGAGGUAAAGAAGUCCCGUUUGCGAACCUGUUAUUCAAGAGGGAGCCGCCAUGGGUCGGCGAAGGGCAAUCCAAUUUAUUGACCCUUGUGGCUCAUUACGAUAGCAAAUAUAGCCCUGAAGGGUUUAUAGGCGCUAUUGAUAGCGCUGUGCCCUGUGCUAUCUUGAUGCAUGUUGCGAGAACACUAGACAAAUUUGUGAUGCAGAUGCACACUGAGAUGUCUGCACUUGGUGAAGGUGGAACUGUCCCGAUGGAUAUGGGUGUACAAAUCCUCUUCCUUGAUGGUGAAGAAGCAUUCCAACAGUGGACGGAUACCGAUUCACGUUAUGGAUCAAGAGCGUUGGCGGAAAACUGGGAGAGCUCACUUCACCCGGCAAUGUCAUUCUACCGUAACCCGCUGGAUCAAAUUAGCAUGUUUGUGUUACUGGACUUGCUUGGCGCUGCCGAACCUACAGUGCCAUCUCUUUUUGCCAUGACGCAUUGGGCGUACAAAGCCAUGGCCAACAUUGAGGAUAGGAUGCGCAAGCUAGGACUCCUAGAAUCGACACCGAAACGUCCUUUUAUGCCCGAUGCAGAUAAGAAGGCGGCUGAUUUCCGCCCUAGUCAUAUUGAAGACGACCAUACGCCUUUUAUGUCCCGCGGAGUUCCAAUUCUACACAUGAUUACCUCCCCUUUUGACUCUGUGUGGCAUACUAUGGACGACGAUGGAGCGCAUCUUGAUAUGCCUACUGUACGUGACUGGGCGAAAAUCGUCACGGCUUUUGCCCUAGAGUGGUUAGAUAUGAUGGAGGUCGAACCGAAAGAGGAAACCGAGGCACCAACGACGGGUAGAUAAUUUUCCUGUGCAAUUUGACUGUUGAAAUCUAUGCGUUUUGAGUUUAUGAGAGCGAUACUGUGUAUAUAUGACAUGGUUUGGAGUUUUGGUCUCUAAAGAAACUAAUUGUAUCUUAGUAUCUGAUAGAAGGAAUGUAUAUUGACUCGGAUACUGCUAUUUUGGGAUGCGCCUGAACUGGCCUGCACAUAAUGUGUAAGGCUAUUGGGAUAGUAAAACUGUACGUAUUGAGAGAUAUAAUUGUUAGGAUCGGCUUGCUUAUUUGUCGACUUUGAUGUCCAAUAGUAAGAUGCCCCUGACUCAUUCCCCUGAAUCAGUUAACAGCGCAUUAAGAACUCUUCGUCACAAACAAAUACCAAACGGCAACACAUCCAUGCGCACUUACGCUAAUCCGUACACUGCCUACCAAUCCCCUCAAAGGAUCUCCUGGCCGAGGCUAAAUAAUAUCCGUGGAUAUAUAACUAUUGCGCUCAAAAUACUACCCAGACACAUAUUUUAAUAGUAUUCACCAGUAAGCAACGAGUUAUACUUUAU
This is a messenger RNA of Hypoxylon trugodes, 1825 nucleotides long. Its product is annotated as peptidase family M28-domain-containing protein. Gene Ontology annotation, molecular function: zinc ion binding; glutaminyl-peptide cyclotransferase activity. The record is from RefSeq and is a predicted model, not a curated record. Bases 143 to 1294 code for a protein of 383 amino acids. NCBI's taxonomy places the organism in Eukaryota, Fungi, Ascomycota, Sordariomycetes, Xylariales, Hypoxylaceae. The transcript has 2 exons.